Molecule: messenger RNA, 1736 nt
Organism: Fopius arisanus
Lineage: Eukaryota; Metazoa; Arthropoda; Insecta; Hymenoptera; Braconidae
Product: thioredoxin-related transmembrane protein 2 homolog
Exons: 5
Coding region: 577-1380 (267 amino acids)
Cellular component (GO): membrane-bounded organelle
Molecular function (GO): disulfide oxidoreductase activity
Source: RefSeq, a predicted model, not a curated record
CGACCCAAAAUAAAAAAAAAGAUUAUUUAACCCCACAGUACUCUAUUUCUGUUGACAGCUACGGUUGAGGGGAUGUGAGGACAAUUCCACUCCAAUUACUCAAUAAAAAGUGAAUCUAAAAAAUAAAUUAAUUAUCUUAAUUUAAUUAGACACCAAAAAAUGAGAGGGAAAAAGUUGAACAGAAAUUCUGUGUGACUCCAGUGAAUUUCGGGAAUUAAAGUGUUAGAGAUGUGGAGCUCUUGGAGAACUAUUUGAAGAAAUGAUUGGCCGAAUUAUUCAAUUAUUUUUAAAUAUCGUCGUAAUGUGUUCAAGUGAAUUCUCAGUGAGAGUUUGAAUAUUUCGACUAUUUAACAGAGUAAUCACAUUAAUUGCUCGCUCGUAAUUUCAAUUAAAAAACAAGUGGCAAACAAUUAUUCAAUGAUUUCAGUUUGACCGAAUAGAGAUUGCUGGAAAUUCAAUUCGACGAACUGAAGUGAAUUCCAUGUAAUCGUUGAGUGCUGACGAUUUAUUAAUCAUUUAUAAAAAAUUGUCAGAGGGCACCAUUCGGUUAUUUCGGUUAUUAACAAACAAUUAACGAUGGCUUUCAAACAGGACGUAAAAUUACUGAUGAAACCGUAUUAUUUAAUUAAUAUUCUCCUCAGUCUGUCGUAUAUUGUUGUGAAAAAAAUUGCAUUCAUCUGUGAAUUUGUUUUUAAUGAGGCUGAGUGUGAGUUGGAAGGGAGGGAGAUUGAGAUCCUUUUCUUCUUGGUGAUCGUCAUAUCCUUCAGGACGAGAAAGGCUGGGAGUGUCACGAUGAUUAAUUACUUGUCCUCUAGUUUUGUUUAUACCAAAGUUGCUAAUCUUCUUCUGUGGUUACACGCUGAUAUUCGAGGUGGCAUUUUGUUCGCUAUCAUUAUCACUCUUUGUGGCCUGGUCCUACCUGAGCCCACGUACCAGGGCCCCGAGAAUAUAACGUAUCUGAGAGGUGCAACUGGCCUCCAGGAGGAAUUAAACAGGGACACAAGAGUUGUCUGGAUAGUGGCAUUCUACACAGCCUGGAACCCAGCAUGUGUCAAUUUCGCCCCAACGUUUUCCCAACUGUCAGCUGAAUAUGGAUUGGAAAAUUUGAAAUUCGGAAAAAUCGACAUUGGGAGGUAUCCAGAUGUAGCAGCAAAAUAUCACGUCAGUGAUGCCAGUACGAGCAAACAAUUACCUUCGAUACUUCUGUUUAAGGAUGGAAAGGAAAUUGAACGCCGACCUUAUGCUAAUAGCAAGGGAAAAUUAGUCAAAUUUCUGUUUUCACUGGAUAAUAUAAAAGCUGCAUUUGAUCUUAAUAAUGUCUACAAAACUUGCAAGGAAAACCCCAUCAAGAGAAAAGAGAAAAAAGAUAAAAAAGCAUAAGCAGAAUAUCGAAAUGCUUGGGGAAUAUUAAGAAUCACAAAAUCUAUUCCGAGAGCAAAACACUAGCUGAAUAAUUCUAUAAAUUAUAGGUAUUUGUUCGUGUUCACAGUGUGAAUGAUAAUAAAACUCGGUUUUCUGUAAUUUCACAUUGACUGAUUCAUCAUCAAUCUUGACGUUUUAUUCGCUCAAAAUAAAGAUAAUAAUUGCUCCAUUAUGAUACAUUGAGUCUAGUCUUCAGUAGACAUUAUCUCACACAAACCAAAUGCUUUUAUUUCUUUCAAACAAAACAGAAUCAAGCCAUUGUACAUUUUAUUCUUUCAAUAAGGAAUAUAAAGUAAUUUAUGAGUAGAUUUGAA